CUAUGUAUUGGAUUUUUAAACUCAAAAAUAUCUCUCUUUCACACGUAUGAGAUCAAAUUUGUGAUUUUCACUCAGGUGAGCUCGCAUCUGCUCUCAUACACCAUUGCUCGCUGUGUUCAGUUUGAGCUCUCAAGAUUUGUUCUACUUGAGAAAAAGCUUCAAUCUUUGGCGAGGAAGAAGAGAGAGAGAGAGAGAGUAUUGGGUUGACAAUGGAUUCAGGUGAUGCAUCUGGAUAUUCAGCUGGGACGGACGAUGAUUAUGAAUCUUUACUUUCAACGACUGAUGCGGAGCUCUUAAAACGAGCAUGGCGGAAUGAAAAGGCUGCUCCUGAAAUUCUUCAACAUGGGACUGCUUUGGUUCAAAGAUCCAGAGAACAAAUUCAAUUGAUGGAAGAAACAGUAGAGGAAUUUUUAAAAAAUGGUGUUGAUCCGCUCACUUUAUCUCUUUACCAGAUGGACCUUGAUAGAACUCUGUUUCUAUUAAGAUCAUAUUUAAGAACCCGUCUCCAAAAGAUCGAAAAUUAUGCAUUUCACAUACAAAAAAAUACUGGCUUAUGGAAUCGUCUAUCUAAACAAGAACAGAAAUUUGCUGAAAGGUGUAUUGACGACAUGGAGCAACAUCUAGAUCAAUCUGUUCUCUCAAAGUUGCCUCAUGGCUUCAAGUCCCACUUGAAGCAAUCUUCACUAAGUUUGGCAGAUGACAUGGUUCCUGAGCCGCAGCUAGAUCAAUUUGUUAUCUGCAGAAGCAAGAAAUUUUUAGGAUCUUUUCAGCUUGAUGACAGUGGGGAAGAACCAGUGAACAUUGAAGCCAAUGAUUUGUAUGCUCUUCCUUACAAGUCUAUAAAGCCACUUGUGGAGAGUGGGCAGAUUGAUCUGGUAUGAGAGUAUAGGAGUAGUCCUACGUUGUGCGGACUCUCAAAAUAUGUUGUUGUACUUGUAUCAGAUCCUCCAAAAAUGCACUACUUUUGGAGGAUCCGACACACACCCAUGUACAUUUUUGAAGAGUUCUAGCAACAUAGCAAAACACUGCCUCUUUGUUUUCUGCUGAUAAGAAACCCACGAUUAAUUAUAUUAUCCAACAAUGUCAUAGUUUGUAACAAAUGCAGCAUAGGACUAUUAACUCUCUUACAAUCCUUUUAACUGCUCAAGAAUGGUUUCCCCUAUUGUGUUAUGAGUAGUGUUCUCUUGUUUUUU
Molecule: messenger RNA, 1193 nt
Organism: Solanum dulcamara
Lineage: Eukaryota; Viridiplantae; Streptophyta; Magnoliopsida; Solanales; Solanaceae
Product: DNA replication complex GINS protein SLD5
Exons: 7
Coding region: 210-881 (223 amino acids)
Biological process (GO): double-strand break repair via break-induced replication; DNA-templated DNA replication
Cellular component (GO): GINS complex
Source: RefSeq, a predicted model, not a curated record